Messenger RNA from Linum tenue, 1877 nucleotides. The record is from the annotation of a GenBank genome assembly. NCBI's taxonomy places the organism in Eukaryota, Viridiplantae, Streptophyta, Magnoliopsida, Malpighiales, Linaceae.
AAAGUGAAAUGACACAAUGCACUAGCAGCUACCAUUCAGCAUUCAUCAAAGCCAUCUCUUCUCCCUCCUUCCUUUCCCUUCCUUUCCAUUCCCACCACACCCUCACUUUGCUUUUAUGACAUCAACCAUUAAUGCUCAGUUCACAGAGCCUGGCUACAGAAAUGAGGCAAAUGAAGGAAGAGGAGCAGGUAAAGAGAGAGGGAGAGAGUGAGGACGGUAAGCAGUUGCUAGUUAGUACAUUUUAGCUCUUCUUUCUCUUGAAGGUGCACUGUUUCCUUUGGUUUCUACAAGUGGGGGAGACAUUCCCGCUUUUAACUGAGCCCAUGUGAUCCAUGGCUCUUUUGCUUGCGAUUGCAUAAUGUCUAUAAAAAAGGCUCAUAUGAACUGCAUGAAUCGGAUACAAAUGAAGCCUCCCUAUCUACUAUCUAGUCUCUACUCUCUUAUCCCCCCUCUCAUAGUUAUUGCUAACAACUACACCGACCAACCCACCCAUGGCAGCAAGCAUGUGUGCCAUAAAUUUCCAUGGAUAAGUGGCUUGAUGAACCAGACACUAAUCACAUAGCCCUUAAGCUCUACUUCCACACCCUUAACCACAUGUUUCAGUUUCCCUGCUGUGAGUCUAUAAAUUGCUAUUGCCUUUUCCUCCCCCUAAGCAAUAAAGAAAGAGCCUUCUACUCAAGCCCAACGGACCACUGAAAGCUACUCCCUCUCCCUACCGCUACACAUCCUCCCUCCAUAUAGGCCAAAUGAUAUUCACAUGACCUUGUUUCUAGUGAGGGGAAGAAAAAGAAGAAUUAAAAUUCAUUUUCUCCUACUUGUCGCUCAAAGCUGGAAUUCACCAACUAUUCUCUGCUGUUGUUCCGUUUCAUUAUCCACAGAACCUGAAGAAGAGCUCAUCUUCUAGUAGUACAUGAUAAUGCUCUGAAAAUUCUUUGCCACUAAAAUCCAAAGCGCUCACAAAGGUUGAAGAAGCCUUAGUGUGGGGAGAAGUCUAUAUUUCCUACUUGCUCUCAUCUUGCCAUGAAUCAUCCGGUUAUUAUUGUUUUGUUCGUCUCUUCUUUGUUCACUAUAUCACUGUCCCGAAAGGUUGAGCUCCCCACUAGAAAUGCACAAAUCAGAGUUAUCGGGUUUGUUUAUUGUGAUAUCUGCUCUAAUAACAGCUUUUCCAGACACAGCUACUUCAUGCCAGAUGCAGAAGUUAGAAUAGACUGCAAGUUCAAAGCAAGUGCACCGAAAACAAGGGAGCAAAUAGCAUUCUCAGUAAACAGGACAACAAACAGGUACGGAAUGUACAAAUUAGAAAUACCAGCUGUUGAUGGGAUCGAGUGUGCAGAGUCGGCCAUUGCAUCUUCCUGCGAGGCAAGCUUGAUGCGGACUUCAUCCAAAUCGUGCAAUGUUCCUGGAUACAAAACCACAUCAGAUGAGAUAGCAAUCAAAGCCAGGAAUCCCAAUCUCUGCAUCUACAGCCUCAAUGCAUUGAAUUUCAGACCGUCGAAAAGCGAGAACUCUCUGUGUGGGCAUUAGUGAAAGAUCAAAAGGCUUAGAGAAGUUUGUUCUGGGACACAACAAAGUUUUCCUAUAAAUGAAUUGACUUCUCCGUUAAUUUUCAUAGUUGCCCUCUACCAUUUUGUCAGUCUUGCAAUCUGCCCUUCUGUUAACCCAGCGGAAUCUAUUCUUCAAACCCACGACCCAGAUUCACCAAAUUUAUACUCAAUUAUCAUUUGGGUUUCUGUGUUUCUCUUGGUUGAUACUAUUAUGUCGGAACACUGUGUAAAUGCAAAUGCAGAUAUGUCAGUAUGGACAAGCUUUUUCAUCAUUAAGCUUCUGUAGCCUAUUAGAUAUACGGUCUUGUGGCUAACCACCAAGUAGUUACCCAA